AGCUGUUGGUUUCGUUCGAUCACGAAUCCCUCCAUUUGAAGCGAAUUUCUUUCAGUAAGGAGAAGCAUCACCAGAUACCGUGCAUCGUUUAAUGCUCUAAUUUUCGUGUUUUGUACCUGGAAUUACGCUCGUUCAAUGUUCAAAAUAAAGCAUAACCGUUUAAUCUAAACGAAAAUGCUGUUGUGAUAAAGAAUUGAACGCAGAAUUGUGUAAAUGCUUCUGCGCAUCUCAACAAAAAGCAUUUCGUUGUAGCAAAAGUAAGUAUCGCUGUAGCAGCGUAAGUGGGAGAGAGACAACGCCAAGAGGUCCCUGAUCAGUCAUCCGUGUCAAAGCGAGAGAUACCAAGCGGACAAACGAAAAAAAUCAACGGUAGUAAAACGAAAACCGUAGAUCACACAAAAGAAGCCUCCAUCAUAGUAGGCGGAAACAAUAGGUUCGAACCAACGACGAAAAACGCAAUAGCAGCAAUAUGGCCACUUUUCGGAUCCACGAAGACCUGGAAAAAGAGAACCGCGUUUUGUUGGCCAAAACCGGUGGAGCUGCGACUAAACAGCCACAGGUUCAACGGUCUACGUUUGGUGUGUUGAAUAAUGUGGUCGGAAACAAAAAUACGGAUGCACCAGCAGGUGGAGAAAAAGCGACUCUGAAGGAUCUUAAGAAUAAAAUCAAACCACUCGUGAACAACGCGAAAACUAAGCCUGAGGAAAAUAGCAUUACGGCGAAUCAGGCAAAAGCCGUGUUCAAACCCGUAGAGCCAUUUAAAACUUUCCAGGUGUAUGCUGAAUCAAAGGAAAACAUUGCCAAAGACGGCGCAGGUAUCAAAAAAGAUGAUUCCCUUGUAGAUGCCAAACGUGAACCGCUACAGGAGCUGAAAAAUGCCGAGCUACUCGAAACACCAAUGUCUGUUGGCGAAAGUUUCUCGCCAAUGUCGGUGGAUAAAUCGGUAACUUUGCUUGAAGCGGACAUUUCAUUGGCACCCCGCAAUGAUCGGGACCGCUUCUUCGAAGUGGAAGAAUACCAGUCGGACAUUCUGACGUAUCUGAUGGAAGCGGAAAAACGACACCGUCCGAAGCCAGCUUACAUGAAGAAGCAACCGGAUAUCAAUCACUCGAUGCGUACUAUCCUGGUUGAUUGGUUGGUCGAAGUCAGCGAAGAGUAUAGGCUGCAAGGCGAGACCCUCUGUUUGGCCAUUUCUUACAUAGAUCGGUUUCUCAGUUUCAUGUCGGUAGUGCGUGCCAAACUGCAGCUGGUCGGCACAGCUGCCAUGUUUAUUGCUGCAAAGUACGAGGAAAUCUACCCGCCAGAUGUUGGCGAGUUUGUGUACAUUACCGAUGAUACUUACACUAAAACACAGGUGCUACGCAUGGAGCAGCUUAUUCUCAAGGUACUGGGUUUCGAUCUGUCCGUACCAACUACGUUGGUAUUUACCACCGUCUACUGCGUAAUGAACGACGUACCAGACAAGGUGAAAUACAUGUGCAUGUAUCUCUGUGAAUUGUCACUACUGGAUGCUGACCCGUUCCUCACGUAUCUGCCGUCUAAGAUAGCGGCCGGUGCGUUGGCUCUCUCCCGCUACGCACUCGAUCUACCUAUUUGGUCCCGUAUGCUGGAAACCAACAUCAAAUAUCGGCUAGAGGAUUUGAAAGACAUCAUUCUCGAUCUGAAUAAAAUACACACGAAGGCUGAAUCCCUUGGACAGCAAGCGAUCCAAGAGAAAUUCAAAGGCAAUAAGUAUAUGCAGGUGGCAACUAUCCCUACGGCUGAGCUGUCGGAAGAGACAUUUGAUAAAAUGUGCAAAUCGUUGGUAGCGAUAGCAUCCGCUGCAGCAGAAACGGAAGCUGCCGAAGCGGCGGGUGCCCCCCUCAAUCAAAACGAUUCCGUGCGGGAAAUGAUGUCCUCAUUAUUGUUUGUCUGACAACGUACUCGCGCCGUGUAACAUGUGUCCCUGCGUCCUCCUGUUUUCACAUAGUCGUGAGCACAACAUGCAUCAAAAAGGCUUUUUUUUGUGUUUUUAUAGGUUUAUUGUUUUUUUUUUAGUAGCAUAACCCAUACCGACCGAUACUUAUUUGUAAUCUGUUUUUUCGCCGCGUAUUAUUUUGUCUUCGACUGUAUUUUUUAUUGUAAUCGAAAGAGAAAAAAAACUGACGAUGUAAUAUUUAUGACAAACCAAACAAACCAUUCAACUAAAAUUGAAACUACUGGCCCCCUAUACGGAUCUGAGUAUUGGAAAGCGAAUAAUGUGGAUGCACACUCAAACAUUUCAUUCGAGAUAAGUGAACGAAGACAUUUUGUAGUUGUAAUUGUUAAUAUAAGGCAAUGCCAAUCGGACAACAGUGAAGUUAAUCUAAGAUAAACGUAAGCAUACAGUUAUGGUAAAUAUAAACUCGACUAACGUAAAAGACAACAGCCUCAUAAAAGAGAACACAAAAGUGUUGAAAAUUUUCGGACGAAACCAGUGUCGGAAUAGACGGUAAAAAGUACAAAUACCUGUACAUUUGAUGAAUUGACAAAACAGCCUAAUUGGAGGCGCUAUCUGUGUGUCUGGGAAUAUAAUUUUCUUCGCUGAAACAUCUGACCGGUUUAUGAUUUUUGAAAAGCUCUGAUUUAUUUGUUUAACUUCUCCGUUUCUGAUACUUUCGUAGAAGAAAGGGUCGCUCACGCUUCUUAUCAACCACUUCGAUUUCAUCGUGAAAAUUAAAAUGUGCGACAUUAAAGUAAUUUAGUAAAGUUUUCUUUUAUACUUGCCACCGUCGAACCUGCCUAAAAAUCAGCACCAUAACGUUAGAUUUUUAGCAGAAUUAAAGACUCAACACACAAAAAAAAAUCUGUUAGUGUAUAAAAACUUUACAAGUACGCUUAAGUACCUUAGCACGAUCACAACCAGGCGAGGUCGUGGCGAAGGUUUUUUUUAUUCUCGAAUGCAUAUAACUUGACAGUAGAUAAAAGUAGGCACCAGCAGUGAAUCCAUGUGUAGCAACUAGGAUAAUUAAGGAUUUUAACAAGCAAGUGUCAAUAAGCCAAGCCGAGAGUAUCAAAUAAAGUAAUCAUUCUUCUUUAUUA
Molecule: messenger RNA, 3060 nt
Organism: Wyeomyia smithii (pitcher-plant mosquito)
Lineage: Eukaryota; Metazoa; Arthropoda; Insecta; Diptera; Culicidae
Product: G2/mitotic-specific cyclin-A
Exons: 5
Coding region: 470-1915 (481 amino acids)
Biological process (GO): mitotic cell cycle phase transition; regulation of cyclin-dependent protein serine/threonine kinase activity
Cellular component (GO): cyclin A2-CDK2 complex; cytoplasm; nucleus
Molecular function (GO): cyclin-dependent protein serine/threonine kinase regulator activity
Source: RefSeq, a predicted model, not a curated record